CAAACACUCCACCUGCUUCAUCCAUGCCUAUUUAAGCAACAUAAACAACCCUCACCAGGCCUAUAUUACACCUCAUCUCAUUUCAUUUCCUCCAUUCUCUGCUUCCAACAUUUCUUCACAUCUUUGGUUUUGAAAUGAAUCAUCAUAACCAAAAACAAGCUCCAGUGGUAUAUCCUCCACCACCCACUUCAUAUCCACCAAGUGAGGUCCAAGGCCGCCAUCAAGGUCCUUUUGUUGCUCCACCUCCAGUUGGUUACCCUAUGAAAAAUGGUCCUGGACAUCCAGAACAGACUCCUCCCGCCCCAUCAAAGACUCAGCAUAGGGGAGGAUUUGGCAGAGGAUGUUGUGCUGGGUUAUGUUGCUGCUGCCUCCUGGAUAUAUGCUUUUGAUGAGGACUGAUUCUUCAUAGUAUUUGUAGCUCCACAACUCUCUUCUAGUGGUUGUGGGAGAUUCUCAUUGUUUAUUGUUUUUGUUUAUCUGAUUUAUUAUUUUGAUUCUUUUCAUCAUAAUAAUAACAAUACAAAUUUUAUGCUA
Molecule: messenger RNA, 534 nt
Organism: Hevea brasiliensis (rubber tree)
Lineage: Eukaryota; Viridiplantae; Streptophyta; Magnoliopsida; Malpighiales; Euphorbiaceae
Product: protein CYSTEINE-RICH TRANSMEMBRANE MODULE 6
Exons: 3
Coding region: 135-389 (84 amino acids)
Cellular component (GO): plasma membrane
Source: RefSeq, a predicted model, not a curated record